Molecule: messenger RNA, 1965 nt
Organism: Penicillium subrubescens
Lineage: Eukaryota; Fungi; Ascomycota; Eurotiomycetes; Eurotiales; Aspergillaceae
Product: Zn(II)2Cys6 transcription factor
Exons: 2
Coding region: 1-1965 (654 amino acids)
Biological process (GO): regulation of DNA-templated transcription; DNA-templated transcription
Molecular function (GO): DNA-binding transcription factor activity, RNA polymerase II-specific; DNA binding; zinc ion binding
Source: RefSeq, a predicted model, not a curated record
AUGCCAGUGUCAGAUGUGGGUGUCGCCUCCAAACGAAGCUGCCUCCGUUGCAACGAGCGAAAAGUACGUUGCGACCGAAAUCACCCUUGUGGCCGGUGUCUCCAAGCCAAGCUCGAAUGCUCCUUCCCGGGGAACAAACGGGCGCCGCGGAAACUAAACCGACCUCCAAUUGCAACGAUCUUGGGCCAACUUAAUGAGUUGGAACAGGAAGUGAAGCGGCUACGGGCCUCGUCUGAUACAAAUGACGACAAUCUCAAUUCCACCCAGCAGUCGUACAAUGGAUCAAAUCAACGAGCCCACACGCAAGCCCAAACGCUAGACACGCGACCUUCGACCAGCGGUCGCUUGAGUCGAGAAAAGGGGGACUGCCUUGACCAAACAGAGGAGAGGAUUUCUGAGCUCCAAGUGGUUCGCGACAGAUCAUCGAAUGAGGCAUUAGGUGCUGAUGACACCUCUGAACCCACCACUAGCCGCCCGGCUUUUCCUUUGUUAGGUGUUCCGGUGUUGAGCUCUGAGCCGAGACUUGGAGUGAAGCAUGAUCAUCAGCUGCAGCCCCUACAAGUCCAAGCACUUUGGGGCCUUUUCAAGGAGAAUGUUGCGCCUGUAAUAGCGAUAUUACACAAGAGUACCCUCGAGCCCAUAAUCCUUGAAUCGUGCGCACGGGCUGAACCGAGCCGACCAAUUGCUCUUGAGGCCCUCGUUCAAGCGAUUUGUUUCUCGACCAUAGUUAGUGCAACACCAGAACAGUGUCUGUUUAUCCUUGGCCGAGAUCGCGAUGUGUGCAUUCGGACCUCUCGUCUCGCUGUAGAGCAGGCUCUGGCACAAGCGAACUUGAUCAGCACCCCGAACAUCGAAGUUUUGCAGGCGGCCAUUUUGUUUCUGUUAUGUCUGCGCUGGCUUGAUCCUAGGCUAGCAUGGGCCGAAGCAGCUAUCGUGGUCCGCGUAGCUCAAAGACAAGGUAUUCAUCGCGAGGACCAAGCCUCCGGGCUGACCUCAUUCAAUAUCGAAAUGCGACGCCGGCUGUGGUGGCAUAUUUGCAUUCUUGAUUUUCUCUGCUCCGAAGACCAGGGAACCGACACCCAAAUCCGACCGGAGAUGUUCAAUACCAAGAUUCCGUCGAAUGUCGAUAUCGAUGACCUUGCGCCAGACCGGAGCAUCCCGUCACCCCCACCAGCAGGGUUUACCGAUAUCACAUUAUGCAUCAUCCAAAGUGAAAUAAUGCUCAAAUUGUACUGGCCUGGCAUCAAUCCGAACUCAGAGGCCGCCCAGUCACCCGUGACCGAGCGAGAAAACGUCUUGUGUUCACUAGCGGCCCGCGUCGAGGGGCAGUAUUUACAGCAAUUCAACUUGGACGUCCCGAUACAAUGGCUGACGGCUGUCAUUACUCGCCUUUCCUUAUCCAAAGUGCGGGUUAUCAGCCUUCUCAAAAACACCACGGCGGGCGAAGUACCAGUUGCCACCAAGGAUGAGAUAUUCGACAUGGCGGUCGAGAUCGUCAAGUUCGCCAACCUAAUAGAGAAGAAUGAGCCGACGGCACAAUGGGCGUGGGUUUGCAAAAGCUACAAGCAACGGCACGUGGUCGCAUUCAUCCUUUCCGAGCUUUGCGUUCGUCCCAUUACGCCUGAAACGAAUCAGGCCUGGGAAAUCACGACAGAGAUGUAUAACCAGUGGAAACAAGAAAAUCAUGAUACCGAUGCUGCUUUUCAGGAUAGCCUGUCUCGUUUGAUGGAGCGCGCCAGUGCAUCCAGGCGGAGAAAGAUCGAGUCUCUCAAGGCACCCCCUGACGAUCGUACUUCGCGACCUGUUCCGCGGUCCAAUAUUUAUGAGCACCAUCCGAUUGCGGCAGUAGCUUCUGAUAUGGAUUUUCAGCAUUCAAGCAUGCCUGGUACACCGAGGAUAGAUGAUCUUUUGGACAACGAAUUCAACUUCUCGGCAAUAGAUUGGCUAUCGGCGCCAUUGAUGUGA